GGGGGAGCAGCAACUUCCGGCUGGUUGCUACGGAGACCGAUAUCAACUUCCGGCAGCUGUUCAAAAGCGAGGAAGGCUUGAAAUCGUGAGAAGGAGGAGAGUGUUCCCAAGAUGCCGGCCAAGGAGAAGGGCAAGCGCAAGCAGAGCGUAGGUGCAUUGAGACCUUCCAAAACCAAUCUUAGGAGGCGGGAUGAUGACAGUGGUAUCGAACUGGGAGAAGGGGCUGAUGAAUGGACCCAGGCCAGGACCUUGCUCAAGCCCCCAGAUCAGCUGGAGCUGACAGAUGCGGAGCUGAAAGAGGAGAUCACCCGGAUCCUGACGGCCAACAACCCGCACGCCCCGCAGAACAUCGUCCGAUACAGUUUCAAAGAAAGAUCCUACAAACAAACCACCGUGGUGGAGCAAGUGGCUGUCCAUUUCUCCCUUUGUGGGAACUUGGUCUUCAGAGAUUCGGAUGAGGGUCGAAGGCAGAGCGUGAGGCAGAGCCUGGGGGCUGCCAUUGCUCCUGUUGCGUCUGUUGUGCUGGACCUGGAGGCCUUGGAUGAAGAACUGAAGGAGGACGAGGAAGGAGAAGGGGAAGGGGAGACGGGAGAAGCCGCAGAAGGAGAAGAAGGAGAGAAGGGGGAUCAGCAGGCUGCAGCCCCAGAAGAGGAAGAAGAGCGCAUCCGUCCCCGGCCAGUGGGAGAGCGGAAGCUCACCAACCAGUUCAACUUCAGCGAGAGAGCCUCGCAGACCUACAACAACCCUGUGAGGGAUCGGGCCUGUCAGAUGGAGCCUCCGCCUCGAGCCACCUUCUCUGACACCGCCAACCAGUGGGAAAUCUACGACGCCUAUAUGGAGGAACUCCAGAAGCAGGAGAAGUCGAAGGAGAAAGAGAAGCAAAGGGCCCCGGUGACAAAGAAGGAGGACCUGAUGCGGGGAAGGAAGCUGACUUCGCUGGAAUCUCAGAGUGAUGACAUCACCAAGGUGGCCAAGGCUGCAAAGAUCGUGGAGCGAAUGGUCAACCAGAACACCUUUGAUGACAUUGCUCAAGACUUCAAGUACUACGAGGACACUUCCGAUGACUACCGGGACAACAUGGGGACCCUCCUUCCGCUCUGGAAGUUCCAGUACGACAAGGCCAAGCGUCUGGCUGUCACCGCCCUCUGCUGGAACCCCAAGUACAAGGAUUUGUUUAUCGUGGGACAUGGCUCUUACGACUUCAUGAAGCAGAGCCGGGGAAUGCUGCUGCUGUACACCUUGAAGAACCCUUCCUUCCCAGAGUACAUCUUCAACAGCGAGAGCGGCAUCAUGUGCCUGGACAUCCACGUGGACCACCCCUACCUCAUUGUGGUGGGCUUCUACGAUGGCAACGUGGCCAUCUACAACCUCAAGAAGCCCGUGGGCUCCCAGCCGGGAUACAAGAGCUCCGCCAAGUCCGGGAAGCACUCCGACCCCGUCUGGCAGGUCAAGUGGCAGAAGGACGACAUGGACAACAACUUGAACUUCUUUUCGGUCUCUUCUGAUGGACGCAUUGUUUCCUGGACACUGGUUAAGAACGAACUGGUCCAUACGGAUAUCAUCAAACUGCUGGUGGAAGGGACGACACUGGAAGGGCCGGAGGGGCUGCAACUGAACACCAUUGGCUGCGGGACUUCGUUUGACUUCCACAAGAAGAUUGACUAUUUGUUCCUUGUGGGCACAGAGGAGGGCAAGAUCUACAAGUGCUCCAAGUCCUACUCCACCCAGUUCCUGGACAUCUUCCAUGCGCACCACAUGGCCGUGGAUGCCGUGAGCUGGAACCCAUUCCACGGCAAGGUCUUCAUCUCCUGCAGCUCUGACUGGACGGUCAAGAUCUGGGACCACACCAUCAAGACUCCCAUGUUCAUCUAUGACCUGAACUCUGCCGUUGGCGACGUUGCCUGGGCUCCGUACUCCUCCACGGUCUUUGCUGCCGUCACCACGGAUGGACGGGCCCACGUCUUUGACCUGAGCAUCAACAAGUACGAGCCUAUCUGCAACCAGCCGGUGGUGCCCAAGAAGAAGAACAAGAUCACCCACAUCCAGUUCAAUGCCAUCUACCCCAUCGUCAUCAUUGGGGACGAGCGCGGCCACAUCACCUGCCUGAAGCUGUCUCCCAACCUCCGCAAGAUGCCCAAGGAGAAGAAAGGCCAGGAGGUGCAGAAAGGCCCAGAAGUGGAGAUUGCCAAGCUGGACAAACUGCUCAACCUGGUGAGGGAGCCGGCGGCCAAAAGCAUCAAGUGAGACUGCUCAUCAUUCCUCCCAAGUCUCCCUCUUCCCUCGAAACAUGUGAUGUGAUCCUCGGAUGGGGACAAGUGGCCCUUUGUGGGGAACGGAGCACGGGGCGCACAGCUGCGGCGGAGACGGAGCCUUUGCAUUCCGCACACAAAGAGGGCUUGUGCGGAUUCGUGGUUAUGGUUUUGCAUUUGCAUCUAGAAAAUAAAAGCAGAGAGUUGAGA
This is a messenger RNA of Anolis sagrei ordinatus, 2459 nucleotides long. RefSeq names its product dynein axonemal intermediate chain 1 (gene DNAI1). NCBI's taxonomy places the organism in Eukaryota, Metazoa, Chordata, Lepidosauria, Squamata, Anolidae. Gene Ontology annotation, molecular function: dynein heavy chain binding; dynein light chain binding. Gene Ontology annotation, cellular component: outer dynein arm. The record is from RefSeq and is a predicted model, not a curated record. Gene Ontology annotation, biological process: cilium movement; outer dynein arm assembly.